AUGAGGAUCAAUCCGACCUCCCAGACGCUCUCCCUCGUCCUCCGAGCGAUUGAGACAACAAUCGCGCCAGACCUCACGAAUCCUACUGCCAUUGGCGCGAUCGAGCUCAUCAAGCCAGCUCUACAUGAUCUGCUGAAGCGACAAGGUCCUUCUGUACCGCUUCUACGAAAAUGCAUCGAAGAAGGAGAAGCCUUGAACCACGAAAUAACGCAGCACCUUGAGGGAAACAAAGCCGGCCCCAAACGUCCUUACUCCACUCUCGGGAACUUCGACACCCUCUGCGAGAAGUACGACCAAUUGACCGAGGAGCUAGACGAGUUGAGUACCCGACUCACAAAAGUCGCCUCGCAUGACCCGAAGGCAUCAAGUUUCAUCCGCAAAGCUGCGGAAUGGGAGCUUAAUUACUACACCACUCUGCAAACAAUCCAACCCCAGCCCUUCAAUGGCGAAUCUUCCCAUCCAGACGACUCUCCCAACCCACCAUUAACGAAGGGAUUCUUCGAAUCUUUCCUGCGAACCAAGCGCAACGAUACUAGCCUCAGCGUGACAUCCUUCACGUCCAACCCAGGCAGUUUCGGAAAGCAAACCUACUUUGCUACCGUCACACAUGGUUCCAGUGACACUGAAGACCUCGUAAUCCGCAAAGCAGACCCAGCGCCUAUAAUGCUACACUCAUCUUUCCUGCUAUCCCAAGAGCACGACCUGUUGAAAGCCGUCUCCGCAACCGGCUACCCGGCUCCAACGCCCAUCGAUCUCGCCGAAAACCUCCCAGGCGUCGAUGGAACCUUCUUCACCAUGAACAAGAUCAGCGGAAAGCUCCCCGGCAGCUUCCUCGGCGGCCACGAGGCGAAGAUCGACGAAGACGUGUGGUUGCAGCUCGCAGAAAAGCUAGCACAGCUCCACACAAUCCCGCUCGAGAAGUUCGAAGAAGUGAUCAAAAAGUACGACGAGGAGGGCGCAAUGGAGGACACCGUGCAGUCGCGGUACCACCGCAACCUGCGCGGAUGGCGAGAUUACGCCUCCAGGAUUGAGCAUCUCCCCUCUCCUUUUAUCACGUAUCUUUUUAGCUGGCUGGAGCGGAACGUGCCCGCGGACGACCGAAAGCCCGUUCUCACACAUGGAGACUUCAAUAUCCACAAUGUGCUCUUCGAGGACGGGAAGCUGACGGGUGUGUUGGAUUGGGAGUGUUCUGACUUCGGCGCGCCGGAGCAGGAUCUCGCGUACAUUCAGCCGCAUGUUAGCAGGCACAUGCCGUGGGAGAAGUUCCUGGACCAUUAUCUGAAGAGCGGCGGGCAGGAGCUGAAUAUGCAGUACAUGUCAUUCACGUUAGCCUACUCGGUGCUAAGGACUAUGCUAGGCGGCGUGAGAGCGACAAGGAAUUUACAGGUGGGACACAACCGCGAUCUGAGGUAUAUCAUGGUGGAACUUGGGUUCACGCCGGCGUUUAUGGGGAUGGGGUUAGCGUGUACGGCAGACAAAAAGGAGAAUGGCGCCGUGGAAGACGCAUCGAGAAGAGAGACGGAAGUCGAAGAGAAGGCUGCCAAGGCAAACGGCAACACUGAACUGGAGUCAACGUUGGAGCAAGAUCUGAAAGAGACUAACGGAGUAAACGGAAGCCACUACGUCGCCGACAGAUACCGUGCGCCUGAAGAUAUGCUGGCCAAGGUCAGUGGUGGAAAGACGCUCCAGAUCUACGGUGAUGAAGUCAAUGUGAGACAGAAGCCCGGACCGCAAGAGAAUUGGCAAAACUCCGUCGUUUUGGUUUGGUGGGAUGAUAAGAACGCGGUUGGCGGUUUCCAUCGCUUGGGCCAUGAGCCGAACCUGAAAGAUGGAGGGAGAGUCGUCAUGUGGAACUAUCUUCUAUCUCCAAAGGGUAUGUAUAAGAAGAUGCAUCAUGUCCCACUUCGGGAUGCUGACCUACUACCGAGCAAUGGAUUCGGGAGUGGAGAUGAUACCUGCCGAUGUGAGGUCGAGGAUGGAGAGCAUAUCUGGACAGUAGAAGAUGAAGAUAUUUCUGCGAAGAUCACGUGUGUCGAUACCGGCCCUAACGUCGACUGCUAUCCAAAGAAGGGACAGAUCAACUCUUUCACCUCUCACCAUUUCGAUAUUCCCGGCAUCGUUCACGGUUCCCUGAAGAUCAAAGGGGAAGAAUACAAAAUCGCCGGUCUUGCUGUUCGCGAUGCUGGAUGGGGUCCGCGAAACUGGGGUACCGUCUACUCCCAUCGUUGGAUUGCAGGUACCUGCGGAAAAUCACUUAGCAUCAUCGCCGUCUCCUGGCAUGGUAUCGAUGAGAGCAUCGCGACAUUUGGCUGGGUCGUAAGGAACGGUGUUAUCACUUACGCCAAGAAGGUCAAGAUUCUUGCGUAUAUGGAAGAAGACGCAGCGACCAAUUCUGGGGGGAGAGUCACCUUUACUCUCACCACAGGCGAGGUCUUGGAUGUUGAAUGUACACCUGUACCGGUCAAGGCUAUGGUGUCGUAUCAUCAAAACGUGUGUGUCGUGGAUAGGAUCUGCAACAUGACAUGUGGAGGUCUUCGUGGGAUGUGUAAUUUCGAGACGAGCGCAAAUAUCCAGAUGGGCACGAGGAGGCCGACGAAGUUUUCUAAUGGUAUUAUUGAUAAUGGGUUUUUCGAGGAUGCUAAGUCGGUAUAAGAGGAUGGUUCCAAGUUCCAAACUUCGGUAGUUAGAGAGUAUAUAAUAUCUCUAGAAACAUG
Molecule: messenger RNA, 2714 nt
Organism: Mytilinidion resinicola
Lineage: Eukaryota; Fungi; Ascomycota; Dothideomycetes; Mytilinidiales; Mytilinidiaceae
Product: kinase-like protein
Exons: 1
Coding region: 1-2652 (883 amino acids)
Source: RefSeq, a predicted model, not a curated record